Molecule: messenger RNA, 2901 nt
Organism: Lodderomyces margitis
Lineage: Eukaryota; Fungi; Ascomycota; Pichiomycetes; Serinales; Debaryomycetaceae
Exons: 1
Coding region: 1-2901 (966 amino acids)
Molecular function (GO): nuclease activity; DNA binding
Source: RefSeq, a predicted model, not a curated record
AUGGAUGAGAAGCUUCGAACAAAUCAAGAAUCAAGUAACACAUCUAACGUGCUAGGGUCUCUGCAAGCAUGGAAUAAUGCUGCCAGUCAACAUACUCCUAACGAGAAUACAAACGCGUCCAUGAGCCCACAACUACCGUUAGCACCGUCAAAUUACUCGGCACCAAUUUAUCAAAGCCCUCAUCUGUAUGGUUCAUCGCCUAGUGGUGCACCACCAACUUCCAAUGGUUAUUCUAACAUUUAUGGUACACAACAGUAUAUUAACAACCUUCCCAACAACUCAUCGCUGCCUUACAUCCUGCCAGACAAUUGGAACCAACCAUACCCUCCUUACAGCUCCACACCGGCGAAUCGGUCACCAGGAAAUUUUCCACCACCACUAUCUCGACCUCAUCCUCAUGUUAAUUAUUCUCAACCAAUUCCUCCCUCGUCGUCUCCCUCUGUGAAUAUACAUAUAAAUAACUCUGUGUACGUUGGUGAUGCUCCAUCUUCAUUUCAAGACCAAUCGUCAAGCAGAGUCCAAGUACAGAACAACACCCCUCGAGGGCCAUCACGACCAAGUCUGAAUCACAUCCAGGUUUCAUCCAAUCGAAGAAUCAAUUUAUCUCUGGGUGUUUCUGUUAGCUCCCAAUUAUUCGUUAGUAGUCGGUCAAGUACACCAGGACAAAAUAGGGUAGCCCAACAACCUAGAAGUGGAGGUGAAAGCAGGUAUAAUUCUAGCCCUAGUGUUCCUAGUUUCUCCUCGCCACGUAUACAAGAACUUCCAACUGAUACCCCUUCACACUCGGAGCCUUUGGUAGGCAAUCAAAUUGAUAGAUUACCUAGCAGCCCUUACUCAUCCCAGGCUGACAGAGUUGCAAAGGGAACAACUAACAACUCAACCAAGUCUCACGCAACCGCAAAGCCUCGGGACAGAAAAUUCAGAAUGUCGAUGACAGAUGUAGAGGAUACAAUUGGGGGCUGGUGUGAUGGGCGAAAACCGAAAAUACGAAGCUCAGUACUUGGCCAGAAAUCUGCCAUUCAAGAAAAGAAAGCAGCGAUCCACCUUACGAACAAAAAUGCCAAAAACAAGAAACUAACUAUCGAUGACGGAAAGGCUAAUGAAGUUGUUGAAGGACAAACAUCGAAGACAACAGUGGGGCAGAAACUAAACAACUAUUCUUUUACUAAACCUUCAGCCCCAGUAGGUACAAAACGGGUUGUUAUUGAGCUAUCAGAUGAUGAAUCUGAAGACGGAUAUGUGAGGCCUAUUCUGCUUCUGGCUGCACCAGAGAGUUCCAUUAUUGUUAUUGACAGUGACGAUGAAGAUUCAGUUUCUGUGGAAGCAGUAAAUGAAGUGAAGGAUACAAAUGCAGUUGAUACUUCGUUGAUUUCAUCACCUGUUCCUACCAAGUCUCGGUUUGAGUUGAACCUUGCUUCUGAUUCUAUUGCCGAUUCGUCCUUUUCCUUUCUGAAGCAAGAAGCCCCCAAACCUUUGUCAUUUCAAGAAUCAAAAAAGCCUUCCAAAGUUGAUUCUUUUGUCCUCCCAGAAAAGCCUGCAUUUAUUCAUUGGCUAAGUUCAGAUGAAGAAGAUGACGAUACAUUUACUGCGAUGCCAGUGGAAAGGACCACGAGCAGCAAUAUCACGAGAAGACAUGAUUCUGUUCCAUUGGAGCCUGUGCAAACCGAAUCGAGGCAACCAUCUACCCGUGUUAUCAAAAACUCAAGAAUUGAACGAAGCACGGAAAACGGGGCCCUGAAACUUAAAAGUUCUACCUUUCAACCUUCAGGUUCGCAAACACUCGACACGGCCACUAGAUCUAAGUCUACACUGGAUGCAGGGUUUGCUAGACCAACCACUGAGUGUUCGUUGAAACCAGUCAAAAGAGCAAGUACUAUACAAGAUGAUAACCCUGGAGCAAAGAAAGCAAGGCGCUCCAAAGCCGACAGUUUGCUUGACGAACUACCGAAAAUUGACAAUUUCGAAUAUAGCUACAAGGAGUUGCAGGAGGUUAAUCGGGUAUCUAGAAAGAAGGAGGAGCUAUAUGCAGAAAUGGAACUUUAUGUAUGUUCUAAACUACAUGAUCUGAUAAAGGAUUACUCGGAGGAUAUCAAGCUGAAAAUUGUGCCUUUUGAUCUGGAAGUGCCUUUGAUAUACUGGAAAAGGAAUGUCAAAGCAGAGUACAUCAAAGAAAAGGACUACUUUAUACCCAUAUCUGCAAAAAAAGUUGCACAACGAACCUUUGUCUUGUAUUAUUUGGCCCAAGAUUUUUUAACCAAGCUUCAUUCACAGGAGCUUAAGCGUGAUGUGACAAGUGCAACUGAACAAAUGUGUAAUAUAUUGGUGCAAAAGUAUCACGUAAUCAUCAUGGUUGAGGGAUAUGAUCAGCUAAUCAACAAGAUACAGACAUACAAGCAAAGACAAUUUCGAUCGCAAGUUUUAAAUGGUGAAGAGCAGGCAAAGAGAAAGAAGGAUGAUGAGCAGAUGUCUAAAUUUCCUGAACCAGCUGAGAUUGAAAGGUUGUCCAAUAGAGCGCAAUUAGAUUUGAAGGUUAAUAUCUUCACUGUUAGAUCACGACCAGAGGGUGUCAUGUGGUUGAAUUCUUUUACGUACACCAUUGGUUCAGCCUUGUAUGAUAAGUACGAGAGAAAUAAAAACUUGGCAAACCUAGGAGCGGUGCGAUCUGGGAGUGACACAAAAGCAACUUUUCUACAGUCUUUUCAACAUAUCCCGCUUAUGACACAUUCAAAGGCGCAGAUUUUGCAGUCCUCUCAUGCAUCCAUGUAUCUGAUUUAUUCAAAGUUGUGUACCUCUGGUACAUUAGGCAAGGAUGCUACUGGGAAAAACAUUGUACCACCUUCAGUUGACUCAACAUUGUUGAACUUUUUUACAUCCGAUGACCCUGACAAGGCAAUUACGUGA